GAAUUGUGAAUUGCGCGUGGUUCGCUGGCUCGUACAGGCCCGUUUCCUCUCCAUAUAUACCCGCAACCUAGAAACCUUCACAUGAAGUAGUCGAGUACAUGAGCAUCAGUCGUGGUGUGCCGGGAAAGAACAAUACCGUCGCUCAGCUUCAUGCGAUCGCAACUACCGGAGGAGGCAUGAUCACGCGCUCGACCCUACGUCCCGCGUGCAAUCCGCGUCGCUCGGGCUGUCCAGGACGAAGGUUACAGGAGUGAAGAGAAGAAGAAAAGAAUGAACAAGCUAUCUUCUGCCGACCUGCACGCCUCAUGCGCGUGUCUUAUCUUAUUGUCCUUGGUCUUCGCACGCUGUGCCGGCUCCUACGUGAGGUGCGAUGCGUCUUCGUCCGGUUGUAGAGUACGAGGUGAAGAGAUUGAGAUGGUGUGAGGAGGUCGGGGUAGUCUAGCGAUGGAGACUGAGACGGAGCGA
Postia placenta MAD-698-R-SB12 is the source of this 465-nucleotide messenger RNA. RefSeq lists its product as hypothetical. The coding region runs from base 99 to 254 and encodes 51 amino acids. The record is from RefSeq and is a predicted model, not a curated record. Lineage: Eukaryota; Fungi; Basidiomycota; Agaricomycetes; Polyporales; Adustoporiaceae. The transcript has 2 exons.